AUUGUAAUCAAUAUAAUAUAAUAAAAAACAAAUAACAUGCAAAAUGCAUCAUUUGGUGUAAUAAUUUUUAUUAUCAGACACGUUAACAAAAAAAAUGAACAUGUCAAUUUUUUAACAAGUAUUUAUAUUUGGUUUGCGAGUCUGCAAACAUGAAGUAUUUCCUGGUGAUAUUAUUGCUAAGCAUUUUUGCAUUUGCGGUUACUCAAAAACUUGGGGAGUAUAUAGUUGCUGACAAAACUUUUUUGAAAAAACAAAAAAAAGUGUUGUUAUUGUUUAAGUACAUAAACCAGCCGACGUAUUAUGUAGAACAUACAUUAAUACUUCUGUUUUGGUCCCCAAAACCCAAUAAACUUUCAUUUGGUCCUUCGAAAGUCUUUGACCAAUUCUGGGAGCAUUAUGAGUACAAUGAUCUUUUGCCCAAGGGAGACAUUUUUUCUGUGUUCAAUUAUGACCACCUCCAGCAGGUCAAAAUGCUUUUUAAGAUGUUCUAUCACGCCAGCGAUUUCACGACGUUCCACAAUUUCGCAGUAUGGUGCCGUCAAAAUAUCAACGAAGGCCUAUUUCUGUACACUAUCUCUGUAGCUAUAGUCCACAGACCGGAUACCUAUGGGAUUAUCAUACCGCCUAUCUACGAGAUAUACCCGUUCUACUUUUUCGAUGUUGGGGUUAUCAAUGAGGCUCAAAAAUACAAGCAAGUGUGGGAUGGUAGCGUAACACAUACCGUUAAAGCUAACUACUCAGGAGAGUAUUUAAAUUUACACCCAGAACAAUCUAUGUCAUACUUCUUGGAAGAUAUAGGCCUCAAUCAAUAUUACUACUAUUACAACCUCUAUCACCCCUACUGGAUGCCAUCUGAACCUUACAGCAUGCAAAACGAUAGACGUGGUGAGUUUUAUUUCUACUUCUAUCAAAAAAUUGUGGCCAGAUUCUACCUGGAAAGGCUCUCAAACGAUUUCGGUGAAAUUAAAAACAUCAACUGGCAAGUUCCAUUCGAAACCCCCUACGAACCUUCACUGAGAUAUCAAAACGGUUUGGAGUUCCCAUCGAGACCUAAAUUCGCAAGACUGGAAGAAUAUUUUUACAACUACGGCCAAACCUGGACCUGGAAAGGAAAGCAAGGUUAUGGCUACACUCUUAUAAAUGAUUACGAGCAACGAGUUCACGAUGCCAUGGAUUCAGGUUUUGCAAUAGACAUGAGUGGCGAGAAAAUCAACUUGUGGACAAAAGAUGGCCUGAAUAUCCUCGGAAACAUCAUCCAGGGCAACGCCGAUUCCCCACUUCCAAACUUCUACGGAUCAAUGGAAUUUUACGCGAGGCAUUUGCUGGGCUACGCCUACCAACCUUUAACCAAACACCAACUUCAACCAUCGAGCCUGGAACAUUUCGAGACCUCCAUGCGGGAUCCAGCCUUCUACCAGUUGUACAAACGAAUCAUACUGGAUUUCCAGAGAUACAUGUCCUACAAACCCGUGUACACAUCUGAAGAGUUGGCUUUCGAUGGGGUAGAAAUAGUGAGCGUUGAUUUUGAUCGCUUGGAAACUUUCUUCGACCCUUUUGAGUCUGAUAUCAGCAACGCUGUUUAUGUUACACCCUCAGAAUACCCCACUGACAAUUUUAAAGUGAAGGCUAAGCAGUUCCGUUUGAACCAUAAAGACUUCAGCUAUAACAUACUUGUUAAGUCCAGUAAGGAAGGCAAGGCGGUGGUAAAGAUAUUCUUGGGUCCGAAGUAUGAUGAGUACAGCCGUUAUAUGAACAUCAGCGAAAACAGACUUAACUAUGUUGAGUUUGAUCACUUUGUGCAUACUUUGAAAAGAGGGGAAAACAAAAUCAAAAGGAGCUCAUCCGAGAACCCUCUACAUGGACCGGAUCGCACAACCUACAGCGAGUUGUACACCAAAGUGGACAAUGCUUACAAUGAUAGGGGGAUAUUCUACUUGGACGGCACCCAACAGUAUUUCCAUUUCCCGCGACGUCUUAUGCUACCUCUGGGCAAAAAACAAGGAAUGCCCUACCAAUUUUUCACCAUCAUUUACCCGUAUGUUGAAUACGAAGGUGCACAUGAACCCAUGGGUAAAUAUUUUUACCCCAGAGCAGGCAGUGGGUCAUUUUUUAUCGACAACCAGCCACUGUUCUAUCCUUUGGACCGCUACAUCAAGUUUGAAAACAUGUGGCACGACUUGCCUAACAUGAACUUCAAACAAGAGUUAAUUUAUCGUACUUAACCGAUGUCAAUAAUUAUUUGGGUGAUUAUUAGCAUAAAGUAUAAUACUUCUUACCACAUUUAUUCUUAUUUUUGUAUAAUAAAAAAACAUAUUAUAUUCUUUUUAGAAGACUUUUGUAAAUACAUACACUGUUCAAAAUUUCAUGACCAUUUUAACACCAAAUUAACACCAUACAUGGUCUAUAUCGA
Messenger RNA from Brassicogethes aeneus, 2410 nucleotides. The record is from the annotation of a GenBank genome assembly. NCBI's taxonomy places the organism in Eukaryota, Metazoa, Arthropoda, Insecta, Coleoptera, Nitidulidae.